AUACUCCACAUUCUACUUCCUAAUACCUUAUGACCACAAUGAUUUAAUGUAACGUAGCACGCCAUGUAUUUAUUUAUUGAAGGUCUGAAAUUGGUUAGAUCUAGUUUUAUCCGGGUGAAAGGGAUUCAAACAGCUUAAUAUAUGAAAAACACUAUUUUGUCUGCGGAGUUCGGAGUUUCCAACGUGCAUGGGACGUUGUUCCAGAUAGCUGUCCGUUUAUAUUUUUGAAGGUAUCGUUUGUUUUGAGGUAUUGGUACGGAGACUGAGACUGAGAUUCAGUAUUAUGUCUGUUGGCUCAGAGACUAGUACUAAAAUAUCAGUUUUUGUUUCCAAAAUUUCAGUAUUUUAAUACUUCCAAAAAGUGGAGACACAGGAGACUGAAAUUUUUAAAAACAGAGAUUGAAACUUUAAUAAUAUUUUAUAUCUAAAAUACUUCCAUUUCAAUUAAUUAAUUUCAACUUUAUCCUUUGUGGAAAUUAAAUUAGAGCUUUAUUCUUAUUUCAGUAGUUGUCUUUCAUUCUACACCAAACACAAUACUAAGAAUUAUUUCAGUUUCUGUCUCUGACUUUCUUCCAAAUGCUACCUUCUCUUUUUGCCCUAUUUUCUACUUCUUCUAGUUAGUUUUAAUUGCAUUUUAUUUUCAUUUUAGUAAUUAUACAUGGUUUGGUUUAGUUAUUUGUUAAUUAAAUAAAUUGUAAGCAUUUGAUUGAUGUUGAUUGGGUUGCUUCUUGCUUAAAAUGUGGCUUAAUUUUUAUGAAUACGUGCACUAAGCAUUAAGUCUUUGUGUGAUUGCCUAAAUGAAUUGUGAGUUUGAUUCAUAUGUUGUAGCUACCAUAUGCAUUAGACUAUAUCCUUGUUUGGCAACUUAACAAUGAAUUGUGCACUUUUACUUUAGUAAAUUGAGUUGAAAUUAUUUGUUCAUCAUGAUUUUCAUAUCAAAUUCAUCACAUGACCAGUACUUAUUUUUUGUUAAUGCUUUGCAUUUGUUUGAGUGAUUUAACUUGAUUUUUAUCAAGUUUGUCACUUUUUGCAACAAGUACAUUUACCAUGUGACUAUUCCAUUAUGUUUCACGAUGAAUAAGUAGUUUUCUUUUCAUCAUUGGAUUGAUUAUUGUUUAUUGUGCUUUUAUACCUGGUUUUUAAUUUGAAUAUGGAAUGAAAGGAGGUGUUGGACUCGCAUAUGGGGAGGAGAGGUGCUUCACCUCGUUGUGGGAUCAGAUGAAGCUCAAAUCGGACCCUGCGAGUUGCGUCCCUCAAAACGGACGGUCCGAGUUGCGUGUAUUAAAACGCACGGUCUGUGUUGUAGCAGGGAGGACAGGUGUCGCGCAGAGAUUUCUCCCCGAACGGUGGAUUGCACCCAACAUAGCCCCACACUCACCAUCCGAGUUAUCACUUUCACCGUUCACUCUGAAUUUCACUUUCACCCUUCUUCAUUUCUCCAUUCUUUGAAGCUUUGCAUGGUGGAAGUAGAGUAAAAAUGCCCAAAAAAUAAAAAAUUAAAUAUGUAAAUCGACCUGAGCUUCAUAUUAUACACUAUCUCAGUCAUUCUGAUUAUAAAUUAAGAAUGUUGACAUGUGACCACCCAGUUCCUCCGGAUCGGUACAAGUGUACAACGAUAGGGUGAAGGAGCAUUUACGAGUUACUGGUUUUUAUCAUGCAUCUUAGAUUAGGGUAGUCCAAUGUCAAAAAGUACUGGUGAAUGCUCUAAUCGAACGGUGGCACCCAAACACACAUACGUUUCACCUUCUCAUUGGUGAAUGUGCCGUGACUCUUGAAGACGUGGCUCUAAUUCUUGGUCUUCCGACGGACGGUCUGCCAGUCACAGGGAUGACACUGAAUAGUUUCGAAGCCUUGGAGGCGGAGUGUUUGCUUCAAUUUGGAGUUGCACCGCGUAAGUCGGACUGUAGAGGAAGCUGCAUAAAACUGACGUGGCUGCAGAAUCUAAAAGACUGAUGAGAACAGUAUACAGAGGUAUGUGAAGUGCCAUAUUAUGUUGCUGAUAGGGACGAUCUUAUUUGGGGAUAAAUCUGGGGCAGGUGUGCACUGGAAGUUUCUACCCUUGCUACGUGAUUUUGGCAGCAUUGGACAGUACAGUUGGGGAUCGGCAUGCCUAGCACACCUCUACAGGGCGUUAUGCCGGGCAUCUCGGUUUGACUGUAAGGAAAUCAAUGGUCUUCUAACACUUCUGCUCUGUUGGGCUUGAAUCCGACUGCCAUAUCUAUCGCCGCUUCCUAUGGAACCCCGCAGUUUUCCACUAGCAAACAGGUGGCGUAACUGGGAGCGCGGUGACCGACAAUAUAGAUAUCUGACGCUAGCUCACUUUAGGAAGGCCUUUGAUGAACUUCAGGAAGGCCAGUUUGUGUGGGUUGCUUAUGCUGUGGAUCGCGUGGAUCCGAACAUAAUUCCUGCCAAAAUCUACAUGCAGUCCGUUGUCUGGAGCGCUACAGUGCCGUUGGUGUCAUUCGAAUGCAUCGAGUGGCAUGCCACCGAUAGGUAUAGGCGACAGUUUGGUUUUGUUCAGGGAGUACCUCAUCAGGAACGGAAUCUGGACAAGGCGCACGGAGAAGUCCUGACUGGUCCUAAAAAUCUUAACUGGGCCACGGCACCAAGUCAUUCAUUUUGGGUGAUGCAUUGGACAAACAGGUAUAACCACAUUCUUACUGAGCUUCCCAUGCCUUCACAGCAUCCAUUGGAUACUUACAUGUACUGGUACCGAACAAAAUUUGGGGACCGCUUGAACCUGUCGAAUCUUGUGGUUGAAGAGAAUGAUGAGGGUAAUCAGGAUAUGGAUGAUGAGAAUGAAGAGCAGGAGCCAGAGUUGCCGCCACCAUCACCUCCAAAUCCGCUUCCACAAGAACAGCCUCUGUCCUCAAGCCAGUAUGUACCUCAGACACAGGUCACCCCGCCGUUUCCAAUACAUCAACAAUAUUGGGGUAUGUCACAGUUUGAACCAGGAGAAGGAGGUUCCUUUAGCCAGUUGCAUGGGUUCAUGGCUGCAGAUGCAGGACAAUCACAAUAUGGCCAUCAGCCUGAGUUCAUGACAGGUAAGUAUUCAUUGGAUGCGAGGCUUCCGUGCCAUACCUCGUCGGUUGCUUCUGGAGGGUUCGUAUCUGUUGACUCCAGUAGGAGUGACGGUGGACGCAGAAUUCUUAAUAAUCAAAACCCUAACCAUGUUUCCAUGAGACUCAUUGAAGAAAAUGCUAACACACUUGAGCAAGAGACCGAUGCGUAUCUAGUAGAUGAACCGGAUGACGAGGACGAGGAUGCGGAGGAUGAAAUAGAGGAGUUCGAUGAGGAUGAAGAAUCCCGUAAUGAUGGUCAGACACGUAUUCCGGAUGACACCGUCAAAGGUUACAAUCUGAGGGUAGAUCCGCCACGUCAUAGCGCUAAUUGGUACACUCUAUCUGUGUUUAAAAAAGCCGCCAAAAAAUGCAAGAGCUUUGUGAAGGAUGUAAAGUGGUCAAUGAGAAAGUAGUUGUUGUGUAAUGAACUUAUUUAUGUAUUAAUGAUGUGGACUAUGUUUAGAUUACUUUGUAUAUCUUGGACAAUAUGUAUUGAUGAUCUGGACUAUGGUUAGAUUACUUUGUAUGUUUGGAUUAUGUAUGUAAUAAUGAACUUAUUUAUGUAUUAAUGAUC
Arachis ipaensis is the source of this 3636-nucleotide messenger RNA. NCBI's taxonomy places the organism in Eukaryota, Viridiplantae, Streptophyta, Magnoliopsida, Fabales, Fabaceae. The record is from RefSeq and is a predicted model, not a curated record.